This is a messenger RNA of Varanus komodoensis (Komodo dragon), 1867 nucleotides long. RefSeq names its product T-box transcription factor 15 (gene TBX15). Bases 1 to 1845 code for a protein of 614 amino acids. The record is from RefSeq and is a predicted model, not a curated record. The transcript is spliced from 9 exons. NCBI's taxonomy places the organism in Eukaryota, Metazoa, Chordata, Lepidosauria, Squamata, Varanidae. Gene Ontology annotation, molecular function: DNA-binding transcription factor activity, RNA polymerase II-specific; RNA polymerase II cis-regulatory region sequence-specific DNA binding. Gene Ontology annotation, biological process: regulation of transcription by RNA polymerase II; positive regulation of DNA-templated transcription; cell fate specification. Gene Ontology annotation, cellular component: nucleus.
AUGAACCCCAUGUGCGAGUUUUCCCCUCAGAAAAGCCCCUGGGCCAGAGCCGUUUCCAAAACCCGGUUUAAACACAACCCCGCGCACGCCUUCUCCGUGGAGGCGCUCAUCGGCUCCAACAAGAAGCGGAAGCUCCGCGACUGGGACGACAAGGGCCUGGAUUUGUCCAUGGAGAGCCUCAGCCCCGACGGGCAGCUGCCGGACCCGGACGACCCCGCCCAGUGCCUGGACCUCAACGCCGAUUCUGAGCAGAGCACGGGGUCAGACACUGAAGUGCUGGCUGAGAGGACUUCCUGCUCGUUUGGCUCCCACACUGAUCUCACAUCCGGCGGCUCAGUCUCUCAGCCCCCUCCUACCUCAUCCAUGGAAGAGAUCCAGGUGGAGUUGCAGUGUGCUGAUCUCUGGAAAAGAUUCCAUGAUAUUGGCACAGAAAUGAUCAUCACUAAAGCAGGCAGAAGAAUGUUUCCUGCAAUGAGAGUGAAGAUUACAGGGUUGGAUCCUCAUCAGCAGUAUUAUAUAGCCAUGGACAUUGUGCCUGUGGAUAACAAGCGAUACAGAUAUGUGUACCACAGCUCCAAAUGGAUGGUAGCAGGCAAUGCUGACUCCCCGGUGCCUCCGAGGGUUUAUAUCCACCCCGACUCACUGGCAUCUGGAGACACCUGGAUGCGACAAGUUGUCAGUUUUGAUAAACUCAAACUGACCAACAAUGAGCUGGAUGACCAAGGCCAUAUCAUUCUGCACUCAAUGCACAAGUAUCAGCCACGUGUCCAUGUUAUCCGCAAGGACUUUAGCAGCGACCUGUCUCCCACCAAGCCAGUCCCCACAGGUGAUGGGGUGAAAACCUUCAACUUCCCAGAGACAGUCUUCACUACAGUCACUGCUUACCAAAAUCAGCAGAUCACCAGAUUAAAAAUUGACCGGAAUCCAUUUGCAAAAGGAUUCAGAGAUUCUGGAAGAAAUAGAACUGGCCUGGAGGCCAUUAUGGAAACAUAUGCCUUCUGGAGGCCCCCUGUGCGCACCCUCACCUUUGAAGAUUUCACCACCAUGCAAAAGCAGCAAGGGGGCAGCACUGGCACUUCUCCAACAACUUCUAGCACAGGGACCCCCUCACCUUCUGCAUCUUCUCACCUUCUUUCUCCAUCAUGUUCACCCCCAGCCUUUCACUUGGCCCCCAACUCUUUCAAUGUGGGCUGCCGGGAGAGCCAACUCUGCAACCUGAACCUCUCCGAUUAUCCCCCAUGUGCAAGAAGCAACAUGACUGCCCUGCAGAGUUACCCAGGGCUGAGCGACAGUGGAUACAACCGUCUCCAGAGUGGAACCACUUCUGCCACUCAACCCUCUGAAAAUUUCAUGCCUCAGCGGACUCCAUCGUUGAUCUCAGGAAUGCCUGCUCCUUCGUCACUGCCUAGCAAUGGCAAGAUGGAAGCCUACGGUGGCCAGCUGGGGUCAUUCCCAACUUCUCAGUUCCAGUAUGUCAUGCAAACUGGCAACCCUGCCUCCACCUCUUCUUCUUCACAUAUGUUUAGUGGUGGCCACAUGCAACAGAGCUCCUACAAUGCCUUUUCCCUUCACAACCCUUACAACUUGUAUGGAUACAAUUUCCCAGCUUCUCCAAGGUUGGCAGGAAGCCCUGAGAAACUGGCCACCACCCAAAGCACUUUACUUUGCUCUUCACCUUCCAAUGGGGCCUUUGGAGAGAGGCAGUACCUUUCAGCAGGGAUGGAUCAUGGGAUGCAUGUGAUCACUCCUCCCGGCAACAGCCAGCCAACAGCCAAUGCCUGUGAUAACAGACAGUAUGGGACUGUACCAGGGUCCUCUUCACAGAUGUCUGUGCACAUGGUCUAAUGGGUGCUUGGAGUCAUCAUCU